Mercurialis annua (annual mercury) is the source of this 1320-nucleotide messenger RNA. RefSeq names its product putative RING-H2 finger protein ATL21A. Bases 86 to 1213 code for a protein of 375 amino acids. The record is from RefSeq and is a predicted model, not a curated record. The transcript has 2 exons. Lineage: Eukaryota; Viridiplantae; Streptophyta; Magnoliopsida; Malpighiales; Euphorbiaceae. Gene Ontology annotation, molecular function: polysaccharide binding.
CAUUCCUUUGGUUGACCAAACAAAAUAUAAAUGAAGAUAUCUUCUUUUUUAAGAUAUCCAACACUUUCUGUUGCCUUUUAACAUAAUGGGCAGCUUGGAAACCUUUUUUCUUCUCUUUCUUCUGCCUUUUGUCUCCGCAUCAGAUUAUUGUCCAAUCUCCAAGUGCAGCAACGACAAGGUUCUUGUCCGAUUCCCCUUCCGACUACAAGGCCUGCAAUCGAAAUACUGCGGAUAUCCUGGUUUUGAUCUCAGUUGCAGUAAUCAAGGCAAAACAGUUUUGAAGCUUCCAAAUUCCGGAGAGUUUCUUGUCCGCAACAUCAAUUAUCUCACGCAACAGAUACAGCUUUACGAUUCGCUCAAUUGCAUUCCUAAGCAGCUUUUGAGCUUUAAUCUCUCAGAUUCUCCUUUUGUUGCUUCUGUUCCUCAUAACUACACCUUUCUAAGAUGCCCAACUCAGCUUGUAGAGUCUCGCCUUGCAACCAUUGAUUGCCUCAGCAAUUCCACCACCUCGGUUCUAGCUAUAGCUACCAGAAGUGUUGCUGAUUCACUGUCAACAUCAUGUGAGAUUAUCAACACACUGCCAAUUCCUGUUUCAUGGCCAGUUCAGCAUGAUGCAGGGUUCUCUAGUGAACUGAGGGAUGAUAUUCAAUUAACUUGGGAUUCUCCCGCUUGCGCAGAAUGCGAAGAACGAGGCGGUAUCUGUGGGCUCGAUUCAAGCAACACUCUUCAUAUUGGUUGUUUUUCUUCCAGAAAAGGCAAAUCGAGCAAUGCCCUCCAAAUACUGAAAGUGAUAUGCUUGUCCAUUGCCGUACCCUCUCUUAUACUUUCCGCCGGGAUUGUUGCUGUAGCAUUUCUAAUAGACAGGAAUCCUAGACGCAAUAGGCGUGGGGCCAAUCAGAACUCAGCAACAGCAACUGUGGCACCUGAUGAACCUAACAUUGAAAUGGUGGGUCUGGACGAGAGCACCAUUGAAACGUUCGAAAAGGUGGUGCUAGGGGAUAGCUUGCGUAUACCGGCUGGACCGAAUCAUAACACAUGCGCCAUAUGCUUAGGAGAGUAUCGAAGCAAAGAGACGCUUAGAUGCAUACCGGAAUGCAACCAUUGCUUCCAUGCUGAGUGCAUUGAUGAGUGGCUAAAGAUGAACAAUUCUUGCCCAGUUUGUCGAAAAUCACCAUCCCCGUCCCCUGUUCGUGACGGAUCAUCAAAUGUUUGAUAAAGAAUAUCUUUUGUAUUCGUUGAUUGCUUAAACACAUACAUAUUACAAGCUUGCAACGAGUUCUAUUGAUUUUUUAUGAAUGUACAAUUUUUUUUAGAUAUGAA